Messenger RNA from Malaya genurostris, 1809 nucleotides. RefSeq lists its product as uncharacterized. Gene Ontology annotation, cellular component: extracellular matrix. NCBI's taxonomy places the organism in Eukaryota, Metazoa, Arthropoda, Insecta, Diptera, Culicidae. The transcript is spliced from 5 exons. The coding region runs from base 110 to 1600 and encodes 496 amino acids. The record is from RefSeq and is a predicted model, not a curated record.
AGCCCGAUCGCGGGCUUCGUCGGAAUUACUAUAAAAAUGACGGAGUUGAUUUUUGCACAGCACAGUUCAGUCGAUUUCAUUGUUCCGUCAACAGGUUUUCAGUUUGAAAAUGGCAUUCAAGUUUGUAACCUUCCUCGCCCUGUUGGCAGUUGCCCGUGCCGGAGUCAUCUCUGGACCAGCGUUGUCGUACGCCGCCAGUCCCGCCCUAUCGUACUCGUCACCAAUUGCCAGAACCGUCGUUUCAGCUCCCAUCGCCAAGACCUUGAUUGCCGCUCCUCUGGCCAAGACCAUCGCCGCCGAUGAGUACGACCCGAACCCACAGUACUCCUUCUCAUACGGAAUCUCCGAUGGUUUGACCGGUGAUCAGAAGAGCCAACAGGAAUCCCGCAACGGAGAUAUCGUACAAGGAUCGUACUCCCUGGUUGAUCCCGAUGGUCUCCAGCGGACCGUCGAUUACACCUCGGAUCCACAAAACGGAUUCAACGCCGUUGUUCGUCGUGAACCCAUUGGAGUAAAGGCUGCUCCGGUUCUGGCCGCUAAGAGCCUAAUCGUCCAGCCAGCUUUGACCACUAAAACUCUGAUUGCUCAGCCUGCUUUGAGGACCUAUUCGGCUCCACUGGCAACGAAGACCCUUAUCUCUCAGCCUACUCUGAGCUACGCUGCACCACUGGCCUCCAGGAGCCUUUUGACCCAGCCAGCUCUCGCUUCGUAUGCUGCUCCUGCUUUAGGAGCGGCAAUCAAGGUCUUGGCGAUGGGAGCUGAAACGACGGUUCUGGCAAUUGGUGACGAGUACGAUAGGGCGGGACUGGCGGCGUACGACAACGCUGGUCCAGAGAUGACUCCGGCACGGGCAACUGCCAACAGGGCGAGGAAGCUCUUUGAAAUCAUGGCAUUUAAGUUUGUGACAUUCCUCGCUCUGGUAGCAAUUGCCCGUGCCGGAGUUAUUUCCGGUCCAGCUCUUUCGUAUGCUGCUCCUGCUUCAUUGGCUUACUCGGCUCCAAUUGCCAAGACCCUGGUGGCCGCUCCUCUGACCAAGACCAUCGUCGCCAUCGAUUCGAAUCCGCAGUACUCCUUCUCGUACGGAGUCUCUGAUGCCCUGACCGGUGACCAGAAGAGCCAACAGGAAUCCCGCAACGGAGAUCUCGUCCAAGGAUCCUACUCCCUGGUUGAUCCCGACGGUUUCAGACGCACCGUUGACUACGUUGCAGACUCGCAAAACGGAUUCAAUGCCGCCGUCCGACGUGAGCCACUUGCCGUGAAAGCCGUUGCCGCUGGUCCGGUUCUGGCCGCCAAGACUCUAAUCGCUCAACCAGCUCUGGCCACCAGGACCAUUCUGUCGCAACCGCAAGCCAUUGCCGCCUACUCUUCCCCGUUGGCCACCAAAAGCAUCCUUGCGCAACCUGCUCUGACCAGCUACGUCUCUCCACUGGCCUCCCGGACCAUUUUGUCUCAGCCUGCCAUCGCUUCCUACUCCGCUCCGUUGGCCACCAAGAGUAUUAUCUCGCAACCCGCUCUGACCAGUUAUUCCACCAGUUCCCUCCUUUCCUCUCCGCUGACUACUAAAACUAUCCUGUCUCAACCAGCCUAUGCUUCUUAUUAAACGAUUUGACAUCUGUUAUCUGUUAAAUAUUGGAAAUGACAAUUUAUUCAUAAGAACAAGAAGUAGAAUUUGAAUAGAUGAAAAGGCAUCCAAAAAUCACCCAUUGAUUGAUUGAUUUAAGAAGCCGCUGUGAAAUAGUAUCACCGAUCAAAAUUCUUAUCAAGAGUAAAAAGACCGGUUAGUUGAAAAGGUUCUUCAAGGUCAUUGCA